AUGAUUGCUCAGCAUGACAGCGGUUAUUACAGAGUGUACGAGUCCACCGAUUUAGGGGAUACAUGGAAAGAGUCUACCAGUACACUCUCUCGUGUGUGGGUCAACUCCCUUAUACAACCUGGCCGUGGAACUCAAAACAACUUUAUUACGGCAACAAUUGAUAAUAAGAGUGUCAUUCUUUUUACACAGUCUCUGGUAUAUGGGGCACAGAACGUGUUCUAUCUGUGGCUCACUGAUAACACACACAUUUAUUAUGUUGGCUUCAUAGCUACAGAUUAUAAUGCGACAACCAGCACACUAUUGCUCAAGGAUGGUAAACUGUCCUUUCGGUAUGAGACUGGUCAAGAGGAAGGUUACGGGGUUCUUUUUGUGGAUCUGACGACAGCGAUGGAGAGCAUCAAAGGUGCAGUAAAAAAAAUGGACUGA
Messenger RNA from Trypanosoma theileri, 426 nucleotides. RefSeq names its product trans-sialidase. Gene Ontology annotation, molecular function: exo-alpha-sialidase activity. The transcript has a single exon. Lineage: Eukaryota; Euglenozoa; Kinetoplastea; Trypanosomatida; Trypanosomatidae. The record is from RefSeq and is a predicted model, not a curated record. Bases 1 to 426 code for a protein of 141 amino acids.